AAAUGAAAACCUAAUCUAAUAUUCAGUAUAUAACGUUUAGUACCAUUUCAAUUCCUAUUUUUUUUUUUAUUUCUUCCACCACUACUGUUUUUCUUCCCUGUAAAACAAUUUUUUCGCAGCCACAGCUCCGCCUCCGAUUGACGUCGCUGCUCAAUUAUCCAGAGGGCACGGCACGAGGUUUUUUGUUCGGUCUGUGAGACAGAGAAAUUAGAGGAACUGAGUUUAAGUUUGGUGUAGUACUUAAUGGGUCGAAAGAAGUCUAAUACUGCGGUUGGUGAUGAGAAUCCGCCUCCUCAAGGUGGCGGUGGGAAGUCGAAGAAAAAGCAAGCUGUGAUUGAUGAUGAUGAGUACGCUAUUGAGACGGUAUUAUCUGAGGAGUUGAAUGAUGACAUUCCACUUCCGGUUACCGGUAAGAAGAAAGGCAAGAAAGGGAACCAAAAGAACUCGGAGUCUAAAAAUGAUGAUGAUGAGGGAAAGGAAGAGGCUGACGAUGAUAUUCAGGAUGUAGUGUUUGCUGGAAAGAAGAAGUCGAAAGGAAAGAAGAAUGGGAGUAAAAGUGUGUUUUCGACAUCUCAUUUUGGGUUACUUGGUGAAGGAGAUGAUGAUGGUAACGAGGAUGAUGAGGAGACGUCCGAGUUAACAGGCGGUAAAGAUAGUGAGGCGGAAGAUGAACCUGUUGUGAGCUUCAGUGGGAAAAAAAAGUCAUCAAAGAAAAAUAACAAGUCUACUGGUGGUGAUUUUGAACAAGAAGUUAUUGAUAAAUCUGACGGCGAUGAUGCGCCAGUUAUUGAGUUUACUGGUAAAAAGAAGUCAUCCAAGGGUGGGAAGAAGACUGGUGGUGCUGUGUUUAAAGUGGCUACUUUUGAUGGGUUAGAUGACAAUGAAGAGGCGAAGGAUGAGGAUGAAGAUGACGAUGCUGCCAUAACUUUUUCAGGAAAGAAGAAGAAAUCGUCCAAGAAGGGUGGGAGUAAGUUCAGUGCAGCACUGCUUGAAGAGGAUGGCGAAGAGGCUUCUGUUUCUGUUAUAACCAGCCAUGACGUACCCGAAACUGAGGACGGUGAUGGGACAGCCAUUUCAUUUACAGGUAAAAAGAAAUCGUCCAAAAAGAAGGGCAAAAUCAGUGAUGAGGUGCCAGAACAGCCGCCUGGAAUUCCUGAAGCUAAUGAUGCAUCAGUUAGUAAGAAUGAAGAGGUAGUAGAAGCUUCAAAGAACAAGAAGAAAAAGAAGAAUAAGAGUGGAAGGACUGCUCAAGAAGAGGAUGAUUUGGAUAAAAUUCUAGCAGAGCUUGGUGAGGGGCUACCUAAUGGGAAGUCCUCUGCUUCUCCUCCACAGGUUGAGAGCAAUCAGGUCCAUCUUGAACAAGUUCUAACAGAGAAUGCUUCAGGUGAGAAGGAAGGUGAGGAAGAGAAAGAAGAGUCUGCUGCAGCAAAGAAGAGGAAAAAGAAAAAAGAGAAGGAAAAAGAGAAGAAAGCUGCUGCUGCUGCUGUUUCAGAGGGGAAGGAAGAGAAAAUGGAAGAAGUGAAAGCGGAGACGAAUGAACUGAAAAAGAAUGAUACAAAAGGUAAAGCUGCGGAUAAAAAAUUGCCCAAGCAUGUCAGAGAGAUGCAAGAGGCACUUGCUAGGCGAAAAGAGAUGGAGGAGAGGAAGGCUAGAGAAGAAGAGGAGAAGAGAAGGAAGGAAGAAGAAGAAAAGCUUAGGCUAGAAGAACUUGAGAGGCAAGCAGAAGAGGCUAAACGCCGGAAGAAGGAAAGGGAAAAAGAGAAACAGUUGAAGAAGAAACUAGAAGGCAAACUCUUAACAGGGAAGCAGAAGGAAGAACAACGGCGGUUAGAGGCUAUGAGAAACCAAAUACUUGCCAAUGCUGGUAUUACUAUCUCGGCAGCUGACAAAGAAGGUGCACCAACAAAACGGCCGAAGUACCAGAAUAAAAAAUCAAAACCUACUGGUCAACAUGUAAAUGGUGAUGCCGCAGCUAGAUUGGAGGAAAAUAUGGAAGCUAAAGAAGAAAAGCAAGGACAACAAGACACUAAGAUUGAGGUAGAAUCAGCGGAGCUAGACAAGGUUGUAGAAGAGGAACCUAUGACUGUGGAAGAUAAUGCAGAAAUUGCGACUGAGGAAAACGGGAUGGAGGAAGAUGAAGACGAUGAGGAGUGGGACGCAAAGAGUUGGGAUGAUGUUAACCUUAAUGUUAAAGGUGCAUUUGAUGACGAGGAGACUGAUUCUGAGUCCCAAAAGAACGAGAGAAGAAAUGUUGCUUUGGCUUCUCGCAAAACAGACCCCCCUCCAGCUGCCAAGUCAUCAGUUGCAGCCCAAAAACAUGCUCCUUCACACCCUGUGGUUGAAACUACGGAUAAAAACAGGACGAAAGAUGCUGCUGCAAAAAAGAAAACAUCACCUUUAGAUGCCAUUCCUAAAGAAGGUGAAGAAAAUCUUCGUUCUCCAAUAUGCUGUAUUAUGGGUCACGUUGACACUGGUAAAACCAAACUGCUGGAUUGUAUCCGAGGCACGAAUGUCCAGGAAGGUGAAGCUGGGGGUAUCACACAGCAGAUUGGUGCAACAUACUUUCCUGCUGAGAACAUAAGAGAGAGAACCAAGGAAUUGAAAGCUGAUGCAAAACUGAAAGUUCCCGGUCUAUUGGUCAUUGAUACACCUGGCCAUGAAUCAUUCACUAAUUUGCGUUCAAGGGGCUCUGGUUUGUGUGACAUCGCAAUCUUGGUUGUGGACCUUAUGCAUGGUUUGGAGCCACAAACAAUAGAAUCACUUAAUCUCUUGAAAUUAAGGAACACAGAAUUUAUUGUUGCAUUGAAUAAGGUGGACAGGCUCUAUGGAUGGAAAGUUUGUCGCAAUGCGCCGAUAGUGAAGGCAAUGAAGCAACAGUCUAAAGAUGUGCAAAAUGAAUUCAGUAGGAGGCUUACAGAGAUUAUAACUCAGUUCAAGGAGCAAGGACUGAAUACUGAGCUAUACUAUAAAAAUAAGGACAUGGGAGAAACAUUCAGUAUUGUUCCUACAAGUGCUAUUAGUGGAGAAGGCAUUCCUGAUAUGUUACUGUUGCUUGUUCAAUGGACUCAGAAAACCAUGGUCGAGAAACUCACAUAUAGCAAUGAAGUGCAGUGUACGGUGUUGGAGGUUAAGGUUAUUGAAGGCCAUGGAACAACAAUUGAUGUCGUGUUAGUUAAUGGGGUGCUUCAUGAAGGAGAUCAAAUUGUUGUGUGCGGCUUUCAGGGGCCUAUUGUUACCACUAUUCGAGCUCUGCUGACACCUCACCCAAUGAAGGAACUUCGGGUCAAGGGUGCGUAUCUACACCACAAAGAAAUCAAGGCUGCUCAGGGUAUCAAGAUCAGCGCACAGGGCCUUGAGCAUGCUCUUGCUGGCACAGGUCUAUAUGUAGUGGGACCAGAAGAUCAUUUGGAACAAGUCAAGGAAGCAGCGAUGGAAGAUGUGAGAUCGGUGAUGAACCGGAUUGAAAAGAGUGAUGAGGGAGUCUAUGUCCAAGCAUCCACCUUAGGGUCAUUGGAAGCAUUGCUGGAGUUUUUGAAGACACCAGCGGUUAACAUUCCUGUUAGUGGCAUAGGCAUAGGCCCAGUGCACAAGAAGGAUGUUAUGAAGGCCAGCGUAAUGCUUGAGAAGAAAAAGGAGUAUGCCACUAUCUUGGCAUUUGAUGUUAAGAUGGCACAAGAGACUCGGGAACUUGCAGAGGAACUUGGUGUUAAGAUUUUCAUGGCUGACAUCAUUUAUCACUUAUUUGAUCAAUUCAAGGCUUAUAUUGACAAUCUGAAAGAGGAAAAGAAGAAGGAAGCUGCAGAUGAAGCUGUGUUCCCUUGCAUUCUUAAGAUUAUACCAGAUUGCGUCUUUAACAAGAAAGAUCCUAUUGUCUUGGGAGUUGAAGUUUCCGAAGGCAUACUUAAGGUAGGGACACCAAUUUGUGUUCCUGACAAAGAUUUUAUUGACAUUGGCCGGGUUGCUUCCGUUGAGAAUAACUACAAGCCUGUUGAUUAUGCCAAGAAAGGCCAGAAGGUGGCAAUUAAGAUUCUUAACAACAGUCCGGAGGAGCAGCAAAAAAUGUACGGCAGGCAUUUUGAUCAUGACGAUCUUCUUGUCAGCCAUAUUUCGAGGAGCUCAAUUGAUAUUCUUAAAACUAAUUACCGGGACGAUCUCUCAACGGAUGAAUGGAGGCUGGUUGUCAAACUGAAGAACAUUUUUAAGAUCCAGUAACUUGGUAAGAGGACACAAGAUAAUUGUCUUGUUUGGUGUUUCUUUUUGAUACAUUCGAGUUGGAGAGUUAUUGAGGCAGGAAAACACGAGUCGGAAACAAAUGCUGGUACUAGUCAAGGGCUAUGCAACCGCUACUUAGACCGAAUUACUUGAAAGUUGAUAAGAAGUUGUGCAUCAAAUCACUUGAAAGCUGAUGAAGAACUCAUUAUGAAUUUGCACCAAAUCGCUCGAAGAAACAUAGUGCUUGUGGAGUAGGCUGACGUGCGGUGUUUGUGUUUGCCCAUAUUUCACUUGGGGUCUGCUCUUGCUCAUAUUUUGCUAAAGUACAGAGAUGAAUGGGAAAUUAUAUGAAAAUGAUUAAUUGCCUCUUUUCAUAUAUACUAAGAAAAUGGUUGUGUUUUUACACUGUCAUUAGUUACUUCAAAUCUCUAUAUAUUUUUACUUGAAUUUAUUUAAGUUGCGAAUUCAGUGCAAGAAUAAAAUUAAAAUGGAAUGUUUUUCA
Molecule: messenger RNA, 4714 nt
Organism: Mercurialis annua (annual mercury)
Lineage: Eukaryota; Viridiplantae; Streptophyta; Magnoliopsida; Malpighiales; Euphorbiaceae
Product: eukaryotic translation initiation factor 5B
Exons: 13
Coding region: 244-4212 (1322 amino acids)
Molecular function (GO): translation initiation factor activity; GTPase activity; GTP binding
Source: RefSeq, a predicted model, not a curated record